Molecule: messenger RNA, 969 nt
Organism: Rhinichthys klamathensis goyatoka
Lineage: Eukaryota; Metazoa; Chordata; Actinopteri; Cypriniformes; Leuciscidae
Gene: dnajc8
Product: DnaJ (Hsp40) homolog, subfamily C, member 8
Exons: 9
Coding region: 34-768 (244 amino acids)
Cellular component (GO): nucleus
Source: RefSeq, a predicted model, not a curated record
UGACGCGAUAUCCGCUGACGUCACAGAAGCAAGAUGGCGGCGGGCGGCAGCGGCGAAGAAGCCUUUAAUACCUUUUACACAGAGGUGAAGCAGAUCGAGAAGAGAGACUCGGUCCUCACCUCUAAACAGCAGAUCGAGAGGUUACUGAGACCCGGAGCUUCAUACUUCAAUCUCAACCCGUUUGAGGUGCUUCAGAUCGACCCCGAGGCCACAGACGAGGAGCUGAAGAAACGCUUCCGACAGUUGUCUAUCCUGGUGCACCCGGAUAAGAACCAGGAUAAUGUGGAUCGAGCUCAGCUGGCGUUUGAAGCGGUGGAUAAGGCCUAUAAGAUGCUGCUGGAACCCGAUCAGAAGAAGAAAGCGCUAGACGUGGUCCACGCGGGGAAGGAGUACGUGGAGCACAUGAUGAGCCAGAAGAAGAAGCAGCUGAAGAAGGACGGCAAGCCCAUCGAUGUGGAGGAAGACGACCCGGAAAUGUUCAGACAGGCCGUUUAUAAACAGACCAUGAAACUCUUCGCUGAGCUGGAGAUCAAGAGGAAGGAGAGAGAAGCAAAAGACAUGCAUGAACGGAAGAGACAGCGAGAAGAAGAGAUCGAGACGCAGGAGAAAGCCAAGCGAGAGCGAGAGUGGCAGAAGAACUUCGAGGAGACGCGUGACGGCCGAGUGGACAGCUGGAGGAACUUCCAGGCCAAAGGAAAGACUAAGAAAGAGAAGAAGAACCGAACGUUCCUGAAGCCGCCGAAGGUGAAGAUGGAGCAGCGCGAGUGACGAUCACAUGACCUCCUGUACAUAUCCCACCCGGAGGAGCUGCGCUUGCAUCGUCUUCAUGUAGGACAUAGAGACAAACAUCCACAGUUCUUCUUCUUUUAUUCCUGACAUGCUGUUUUUCUUCUACAAAUAAACAUUUGUUUGUAGAUAUUUUGUUGUAGUUUUUAUAAUGUAAACAAUUAAAACAUUGUUUUUGUCCGA